Rhopilema esculentum is the source of this 3273-nucleotide messenger RNA. RefSeq names its product P2X receptor E. NCBI's taxonomy places the organism in Eukaryota, Metazoa, Cnidaria, Scyphozoa, Rhizostomeae, Rhizostomatidae. Gene Ontology annotation, biological process: calcium ion transmembrane transport. Gene Ontology annotation, cellular component: membrane. The record is from RefSeq and is a predicted model, not a curated record.
UUUGCCCUUUUAUACUAUAAUGUUAUGCUAUUUUUUAACUUGCAAUUAUCCCACCCAAGGCAUUUUUGCAGAGCUGUUUGAUUGCAAUAUCUAUGUCAUGGGUGCAGAUGCAAGGAAAAUUCUAAGCAACAUCCACAAGUUUCCUUUCGUCAUUAUGCCCAAUUGAUUUUCAAUUUCAAUUUUGACUCUAAAAGUAUAUUUUUGAUGGAAUAGAUUUAUCAAAGCCCUUAUUACAUUUAAAACGUAAAGAAAUGAUAACAUCGCUAUAAGGAUACCAACUUAGCAAGUUUUCAGCAAAAUUUGAGAGCACAAAGUUUCCAAAGUGGUUUUGUCGUUGAUCGCGUCUCGCAAAAUUCCAAUUGUGUCCCACUCCACCUCAUUGGUCCCACACGUAUCAUUGGCCACUCACGAUGAAAUCGGAAGAGAGACUUCGCGGGAUCCCCAAACCAAGAAGAGGCCAUCGGGACUAUCCCCUUGUGAUUUCAGCUACAUAUCUGCUCAAGAUGUCGAUGUUCCACUACGUUACUUACAAAUAUGUAGUCAUCAAAGACAAAAGACUUGGUUUUGCUUAUUAUGCUGUUGCAGCAUUAAUCCUGAUCUACACAUUCGUACAGAUCGUUUUGAAUAAAGCGUACUUACAGUUUGACCAUUCACCGUCAGGAAAUUUUCGUAUUAUCACUAAUUCUCCACCUUUACAUGGUCGUGAAGGUCAUUUAAAACUAGAGAAUGAGUACUGCUGCACCAACAACAAUAUAGCUGAAUCCAAAGACAACCGUUGCAAACCCUGCAGAACAUAUGAUGGUCUUGCUUUGAACUGGCCUGUUGAAUCAAAAGCAGUUACCAUUGCAACUUUUAUUAAGGAAAGAUGGGAAGAGACUGGGCACAAGCAAGAAGACAUGGAAGAUUAUAUUGUGCUCAGAGAAGACUCUUACUUUACCCGAAAUCCAGAACAUGUUUUAUUUAAAAUCGAGCACUCCAUUUCUGCACUUGAGUCAUCAGAAGACCCGCUAGCCCUUUCUCAUCGCAAAAUGAAUGGCUGGUUGAUGUCAGCAAGCGGUGAGGAAAGAAAGUUAAAUGGAGGUGAUGUACACAAAGCUGACAAGAUUCGACUUAUUGAAUUUCUUAGAGCAGCAGGCAUUCAGAGUUUAGACGAAAAAACUGAUGCACUAAAUUCUAGAAAAAGAUCCUUCAGAGAAAACGGAGUUGUCCUUCGUGUACUCAUUCAUUAUGCAAACUCGGCAAAUGUUCUUUUUGGAACAACAGUUCCUGAAUAUCGUUAUAUAGUGAGGAGAAUACCGUACUCGGACUACAAAGUCAAACAGGAGAUUCCGGUUAUCGAAGAAAACCGAUUCGAGUCUGUGCAUAAUAUGAGUAUGGUUCAAAGACGUGUCGUCAGAAAGAGAUUCUGUGUUCGUGUUGAGUUCAUACAAGCUGGAAAAAUAGGGCAGUUUUCGAUGCUCAACUUGGCAAUUCAUCUUGUUUCUGGUUUUGGUCUUUUGUCAGUCACUGGGUUAAUUAUAGAUACACUUGCGUUAUACGUGUUGACCUCCAGAGUAGUUUAUUCCAAGUAUAUUUACGAAUACUCUCCAGAUCUAGAUAAGAAUAUUAAACAAAACUAAAUUUAUUACAGAUGAUGAAAAUUGCGUUCAAUGCAAAGAAGAACCUGCUUUUUAGGAAUCAGCUCGAUCUUGUUAGGAAUCUUUUUAGGAUCUUGUUUGAUUCCUAUUUUAAAUGUUUGAUUCAUAUUUGGUCAUUUCAGGGUCAAAAGGUCUUAUGCAAAGAUAUUUCUUGCACUUGGGGGGGGGGGGCGGAGCAAACAGUCAAAAUAACGUAUAUUAAGAUUAUCCAUUUCGAUUUUUCUUCGAGGCACAAAUUAUUUAAAAGAUGGUAAUGAAGAGUUUUCGGGGUUUGUAUUCAAAGUUGCCAACUUGCAGAAAUUAAUUACAAAUUAUCUAUAUUUGUCUUGCAAAAUAUGAAAAAUAUCAAGGGAUCUCACAACUUUGUUCAAAAUCAACUUUUUCUUUUUCUAUUUUUGAGGUUCGUGUUAUAAAAAAUUGUUUAUAUAAAAAAGGGGGGAAUAGGAGAUUCCUCGAUGGGUUUGUUGAUGGUUUUCUACAUUUUUUGGGAUUAUUCAUAUUCUCACAAAUAAACUCAUUAUUAUAGUUUUCAAAUUUUUUUCUGCAAUUUUCAUUAUUUCGCAUGCUUGCGUUUCUUUGCUUUGGAAAAAGGCAUCCGGCAGGUUCCUGAAUUCUUAGUUUCCUCUUAGAGGGGAUUUACUGUAUUUCUCGUUCACAGCUACCGUGACGUGAGAACUCCUUUUGUAUCAACAAAAUACGAAUAACUAUAGCGUAAUAGGCAAGCGGCACUGAUUGGUCAACCUUUACAGUCAUGUGCUCGUGUUUCUGAUUGGCCUUUUUCGAUCCACAACUGGGUAUAUAUAUUUCUUAGCGUAGAGUUUUCGAUCUAUGUUCUGACGUUUUAAACUCUGAAGAGUGUCAGACGAAAAGCUUUAGUUUACUAAAUGUUUGCUUUUUUCAAAGCCAUUUAUAGCGUUAUUGUAGGAUUAGGUAUUUGGAAUUUUAAUGUUAGAAUUUGAAGGUUUUCACAAAUUUCGAAUUAGAAUUUCUUGCGUCUUCAAUCGCAGUUUAUGCAUGUUUAUUCAAGUAAAUACGAGAAUCUAAUUCCAUUCAGCGCAUAAAUUCAAUUUGAAACCUUACGUAUAGGCUAAUACUUAUGUAGAAUAAUUUGUAAAUUUAGAAAAUAAUAAAUCUAUUUAAUAACUUCGAAUUAUAUUAUUUGCAUUCUCUAGAUGAUGAAUUAUAAACAAAUAUAUUUUUACAAACAUUGAAUCUUUAUUAAUCAAACUUUGAUCAAAUUUUUUGCUAUCAUGAAGCAAAUUGUAACUGGUUUUGUGCCUUUCUGCUCGAACACUCUCCUUUAAGCAUCUAGAAGGUUUUAGCUCAUCAACAAAUAGGACAAUUUUUCCACAUGGAUGUUUGACUAUUAUACACAACUACAUGAUAACAACAUAUAAUGAUAUAAUUACUUUCUACCCACCAAAAUAAGUAAACAUCUACAUAUCAUCAAAAACAGCUACACUAAUCAAUUAUUAGAAAGAAGCGCUCAAUAAUUCACACCAAAAAGUUAGUUUGUGCUUUUAACAUACAAUAAAGUUAACUGAUUUUAAUUAACAAAGUUAAUUGUCGUCGUCGUUUUACAAAUCACCGUUAACCCCUAAAAAACUAGCACAAAUAAAUUCCCUCUUUGGGUACU